This is a messenger RNA of Nymphaea colorata (pocket water lily), 1220 nucleotides long. RefSeq names its product transmembrane ascorbate ferrireductase 2. Gene Ontology annotation, molecular function: oxidoreductase activity. The record is from RefSeq and is a predicted model, not a curated record. The transcript has 4 exons. The coding region runs from base 251 to 952 and encodes 233 amino acids. Lineage: Eukaryota; Viridiplantae; Streptophyta; Magnoliopsida; Nymphaeales; Nymphaeaceae.
CGGUUGAUGUGGCACUUCAUUUUUCCCAUGGUCCGAUCUCGCUGAUCCUCCUCUUCUUCUUCUUCCUCUUCUUCUUCCGCUGCUCUUAAAUUCCCUCUCAGUUACUCAAGUUUGAGUCUUGACUGCGAUUUACUCUUCUCGCCAGCGUCAACCGAAACGAAUAAAGAAGAUUAAAACCAGGAAGGAACCUACGAACCCUAACGCAUCCGGAGGUGAAGGAGUUCGCUGUCUCUCCCCCUUUCUCUCUGCCAUGGCGGCCCCGGUCGUCCGCUUUCCGCUGCUCCUCUUCCUUGUUCGGGCCAUGGGCGUUCUGGUCGCAGCGCUGGUUCUAGUGUGGGUUAUGCAUUUUCGUGGAGGGAUGUCGCUCGUCUCCCAGGACAAGUCCCUCAUCUUCAACGUACAUCCUGUACUCAUGGUUAUUGGCCUCAUACUUAUUGGUGGUGAAGGUAUGUUGGCUUACAAGAGUGUUUCGGGUACAAAAAAUUUCAAGAAGGCUGUGCACCUCAUCCUUCAAGCCUUUGCCUUCACUUUGAGCUUACUUGGGCUAUGGGCAGCUUUGAAGUUUCACAAUGACAUGGGAAUUGAUAAUUUUUAUAGUCUGCACUCGUGGCUAGGUGUAGCUUGCUUGAUCUUAUUUGGGAUUCAGUGGGGCGUUGGAUUUGGAACGUUUUGGUACCCUGGAGGUGCAAGAGGCAUCCGAGCUAGUUUACUACCAUGGCAUGUUUUCUUAGGUAUUUACAUCUAUGGCAUGGCUAUAACAGCUGCUGUUACUGGAAUCUUGGAGAAACUCACAUUUCUGCAGGGCAGCAAGACCAUAACUCGUUACUCUACUGAGGCCUUGCUGGUCAACUUGUUAGGUAUUUUAAUUGUGAGUUUAGGAGGAGUUGUAAUUUUAGCUCUUAUUUCUCCUUCAAAUAGCAAAGCAGAUGUACAUCGGGGAACCCCUGAAUAAACGUUCAAUUCUUUAUGGUACUUCCGAUGGCUCCAACGAAUUCUACAGUGAGGUUGUAUAAUUCUGCACUUUCGUGCUGGAAAUAGACUACAUCUGAGUCUCUCCUGGAAGUCAGUGCAGUCUGUCUUAUUUUUCUCUCACCAGCUCCUUUUUCUUUUUUAAUCUGUUACAGUUUAGACAGGUAAAAAGUUAUUUAUACCAGUAUUAUCAGAAAGGAAACUGUUAUUUCAAAUAAUUCAGCCCUCGUACGAGAGCUCUUAUUAAGCUA